AUGUUCGAGAAGCGUUCAGGUGUGGAUGUCGUGUGCCCCGUGCGGUAUCCGAGUCCCGCCAAGGGCGCAAGUUCCCCUCCGCUUCUUCGCUCCGCUGCUCCACGAUUCCUCUCUUCAAUCACAUCUUCCGCCAUGACAGACAGCAAGGUCCCUCAGCCAGGCCCGGCGAAACUUAAACGCAAUGCGGGCCCUGACCAGUGGCUGGAGGCCGCGAAGGACUGCAAAUACUUAUCCGAGGCUCACAUGAAGCAGCUGUGCGAAAUGGUGAAGGAGUAUAUGAUGGAAGAAUCCAAUAUACAACCCGUCUCCACUCCGGUUACCGUCUGCGGCGAUAUUCACGGCCAGUUCUACGAUCUUCUUGAGCUCUUCCGGGUUUCUGGUGGGAUGCCCGAUGGCACGGAGCCCGACGCACCCAAAUCUGCCAUCACAUCUGCCGAUAUUGAGCCGCCGUCCGAGAUUACAGAUCCUAAAAUUCGGAAGAAGUUAAGAGGUCCCAACAAUGAUACUGUGGAGGAUGACGAGGAGGAGUCCGAAGGCCCACGCAGCCGAUCAGGGAGCCAGACAUCCAAUGACGUCCAGGUGAACCGAAACUUUGUUUUCCUUGGAGAUUAUGUGGACCGUGGAUAUUUCAGUUUGGAAACUUUGACCCUGUUAUUGUGUUUGAAGGCCAAAUAUCCCGAUCGAGUAACAUUAGUGCGCGGAAACCACGAAUCCCGCCAGAUCACCCAGGUGUACGGUUUCUACGAAGAAUGUUUCCAGAAAUAUGGCAGUGCCUCGGUAUGGAAGGCUUGUUGCCAGGUUUUCGAUUUCAUGACGCUGGGCGCCAUUAUCGAUGGCAAAGUUCUAUGCGUUCACGGAGGAUUGAGUCCAGAAAUCCGUACCUUGGACCAAGUGCGUGUGGUGGCUCGCGCGCAAGAGAUUCCUCACGAGGGUGCAUUCUGUGAUCUUGUCUGGUCCGAUCCCGAUGAUGUGGAGACAUGGGCGGUCAGUCCUCGUGGUGCAGGUUGGCUCUUUGGCGACCGCGUCGCUGACGAGUUCUGUCAUGUUAACGAUCUUUCCCUCAUUGCUCGCGCGCAUCAGCUGGUGAACGAAGGAUAUAAAUACCAUUUCGCGAACCAGAAUGUGGUCACAGUGUGGAGUGCUCCGAACUACUGUUACCGAUGUGGUAAUCUUGCUUCGGUGUGCGAGAUUGGAGAGGAUCUGAAGCCCUCGUUCAAGCUGUUUAGUGCUGUGAGCGACGACCAGCGGCAUAUGCCCAGCUCGCGGCCGGGCCGCAGCGAGUACUUCCUGUAA
Messenger RNA from Penicillium longicatenatum, 1293 nucleotides. RefSeq names its product TOR signaling pathway phosphatase SitA (gene sitA). Gene Ontology annotation, molecular function: protein serine/threonine phosphatase activity. Gene Ontology annotation, cellular component: cytoplasm. The record is from RefSeq and is a predicted model, not a curated record. The transcript has 3 exons. NCBI's taxonomy places the organism in Eukaryota, Fungi, Ascomycota, Eurotiomycetes, Eurotiales, Aspergillaceae. Gene Ontology annotation, biological process: G1/S transition of mitotic cell cycle; peptidyl-serine dephosphorylation. The coding region runs from base 1 to 1293 and encodes 430 amino acids.